CCAGAGUUCUGAUUCUCCUCACAUGUCUGCACUAAUCAACCACAGUAUAAAGCCACCUUCCCGUCACCACCUCAGUGUCUGGUCUUCUUGUUACUUCUUGCAUCAGCUUACCUGAUCUGCUUUAUGAUCGCUUCAUCUUCAGUCAUCUGCUCAGUAUUCUGGAUUCCCCACGAACCGGCAAAUCAAGGACAGUGUUACCGCUCAGCUAAGACUCCGCUAGAGUUACUUAACUAUUAUCACUUACCUGUGAUCAUCGCUUUCUCCUCUAAAGCCUCUCUGUUGUGGAUAUUUACCUGUGUUGUCUCCUUCUGUGUGCUGACCCUCCUCCUGUUUGCCCUCCUUAAUAUGUUACUGGAGCCUUUUCCAAUAUCGGACUCUCAUCACUUAAUUAAGCCAAGAGCAAGUGAGAAAGAGAGAUGGAAGGAGGAGAUGUGAAGAGAGAGAGACAGUCUCUAUUUACAUCUGGCUGAACAUCAGCGAGCCAUCGGCGUCGCCAGCUUCACAGGCCUGGCGUGGCCCUCUCUCAGCCCCGCUGCCCUCUGCCUGUGACGGGAAUCCAUCGUGACAGGAUACCAGCAGCACCACCGACUGUAAACAUGGCGGCGUGCACAGCCGGAUGUCUGUGCUAUGUGCCCCCUUACUGAAGCCCCGAUCAUCGACACACUUCCAUGAUGGAGACAGAGGAGGAGCAGCAUAUGACCACGCUGUUAUGCAUGGGUUUCCCAGACCCGGUGGCCAUCCGAAAAGCCCUGCGCCUGGCCAAAAACGACAUCAACGAGGCUGUCGCGCUGCUCACCAACGAAAGCCCGGGACUCGGAUACGGCUACGAGCCGAUGGAAAGCGGCCCUUCCCCGGGCUCCGGCCUCAGCGGAGACGGCGAGAACAGCGGGCGCACGGGCACCGGAGGGUUUGAUCCUCCGCCUGCGUAUCACGAUGUUGUGGAAAGUGAGAGGAGUAAUGAUGAGAACGGAAACUGUUCUGGGAACAGUAUGGAGUUCCCCACCACUAAUCUGUAUGAGCUGGAGAGCAGAGUGUUCACUGAUCACUGGUCCAUCCCGUACAAGAGAGAGGAAUCUCUCGGCAAGUGCCUCAUCGCCUCCACCUGCCUGGCCAGACUGGGCCUGGCUGAUGCAGAUGAGAACUGUAAGAGAUUUGUUGACCGUUGCAUGCCUGAAGCCUUCAAAAAGUUGCUGACGUCCAGUGCGGUGCACAAGUGGGGAACCGAGAUUCAUGAGGGCAUCUACAACAUGCUAAUGCUGCUGGUGGAUCUGGUCGCGGAGAGAGUCAAACAGGAUCCGAUACCCAUCGGCCUCAUGGGAGUUCUCACUAUGGCUUUUAACCCUGAUAAUGAGUAUCACUUUAAGAAUCGGAUGAAGGCCUGUCAGAGGAACUGGGCAGAAGUGUUUGGAGAGGACAGCAUGUUCGCUGUUUCUCCCAGCUCCAGCUACCAGAAGGAACCUCACGGCUGGCUGGUGGACUUGGUGAAUCGGUUUGGAGAGAUGGGAGGCUUCACAGCAAUUCAGUGCAAGCUCAACCAGGACGAGAUGGAGAUUGGGUGUGUAUCAGCUCUGGUUCAGCCGCUCGGCAUGUGUGCAGAAUACCUCAACUCCAGCCUGGUGCAGCCCAUGCUGGACCCAGUCAUCCAUAAGAUGAUAACAUAUGUGCAGAACCUGGAGGAGAAAGACCUGAAAGACAAGCGUUUGGUGAGUAUUCCAGAGCUCUUGUCGGCCAUUAAGCUCCUCUGCAUGCGUUUCCAGCGGGAGCUGGUGAACAUCGUGGAUGACCUUCGGCUGGACAUCCUUCUCCGAAUGCUCAAGACGCCCCACUUCAGUGCCAAAAUGAACUCCCUCAAAGAGGUCACGAAACUCAUUGAGGAAAGCACAGUUUCCAAGACUGUGAAGAACGCCAUCGACACAGACCGACUCCUGGACUGGCUGGUAGAAAACUCAGUACUGUCAAUAGCUUUGGAAGGAAACAUUGACCAGGCCCAGUACUGUGACAGAAUAAAGGGAAUCAUUGAGCUGUUGGGCAGUAAGCUCUCAUUGGAUGAACUCUCCAAAAUAUGGAAAAUACAGGCUGGUCAGUCCUCCACUGUGAUUGAGAACAUCCACACCAUCAUCGCUGCUGCUGCCGUCAAGUUCAACUUUGACCAGCUCAGCCACCUCUUCGUCCUCAUACAGAAGAGCUGGGAGGUUGAGAGUGAUCGUGUGAGACAGAAGCUUCUGAGUCUGAUUGGACGGAUCGGCAGGGAGGCUCGCUCUGAGGCGACCACAGGAAAGGUGUUGGAGGUAUUGUGGGAGUUGGCGCAUCUCCCCACCCUUCCUACCACUCUAGUACAGCAGGCCCUGGAAGAACAUCUCACCAUCCUCAGCGACGCAUACGCUGUCAAAGAAACCAUCAAGAGGAACUACAUCAUCAAAUGCAUCGAAGAUAUCAAGAAGAUGCAAAUACAGGAGGAUUCAAAGUCUCCCAGCGAGACACAGGUCUCUUUUCUUACUGGCACCUGGGGCAAGAAGAAACCGAGCUCAUUGGCUAAAUCGUCUCAGCAGACUAACCCUCAGACGGUGUGGGUGGUUCCAGCCUUGCGGCAGCUUCACGAGAUUACGCGGUCUUUUAUCAAACAGACCUACCAGAAACAGGACAAGAGUAUAAUCCAGGACCUGAAGAAGAACUUUGAGAUAGUGAAGCUGAUCACAGGCUCUCUGGUGUCAUGUCAUCGCUUGGCCGUGUCUGUCGCUGGAUCCAAUGGUCUUUCUGGGUCCACACUGGUUGAUGGGCGGUACUCCUAUCAGGAGUAUUUGGAGAGUCACUUGAAGUUCCUUGCAUUCUUCCUGCAAGAGGCCAGUCUGUACCUGGUCUGGAAUAGAGCCAAAGAGAUCUGGGAAUGCUUGGUCUCUGGCAUGGAUGUGUGCGAGCUGGAUCGAGAGAUGUGUUUCGAAUGGUUCACUAAGGGACAGCAUGAUCUAGAGAGUGAUGUUCAACAGCAGCUCUUUAAAGAGAAGGUCCUCAAGCUGGAGCCUUAUGAGAUCACUAUGAAUGGGUUUAACCUCUUCAAGACCUUUUUUGAGAAUGUGAACCUCAGUGACCACCGUCUCAAACGGCAGGGAACACAACUGUGCGUGGAGCGAUUGGAUCUGGCUGGCAUGGACUUCAUCUGGAGGAUCGCGAUGGAAUCUCCAGACGAGGACAUCGCUAAUGAAGCCAUACAUCUCAUCAUUACUUACAGCUACAUUAACCUCAACCCCAAAAUGAAGAAGGACUCAGUAUCUCUACAUAAGAAAUUCAUUGCUGACUGCUAUAAGAGAUUGGAGGCUGCUAGCUCUGCGCUGGGCGGCCCGACCCUCACACAUGCUGUUACCCGGGCAACCAAGAUGCUGGCAGCCACUGCUAUGCCAACGGUCGCCACAUCAGUGCAAUCUCCAUCCAGGUCCAGUAAACUAGUUAUCAUUGAGAGACUUCUGUUAUUGGCGGAGCGUUAUGUCAUAACAAUAGAGGACCUGUAUUCUGUUCCUCGAACUAUUCUACCUCAUGGAGCGUCUUUCCACGGCCAUCCUGUUACACUUCACAUCACAUACGAAUCUACCAAAGACACAUUCACCUUGGAGGCCCACAGCAACGAGACCAUAGGCAGCAUCAGAUGGAAGAUCGCCGAGCAGCUCAGCUGUCCGGUGGACAAUGUGCAGAUAUUUGCCAAUGACAGCAUGCUGACAAUGAAUCGUGACCAGAAGCUGUUGAAUCAGCUGGGUUUCUCUGAUGAGCAGAGUCUGACGGUAAAGAGCUCAGGAACAGGUACUCCAUCAGGCAGUUCAGCGGACAGCUCUGCCUCGGCCAGCUCCAGCAGCAGCGGGGUCUUUAACUCUGCGUAUGCUUUGGAGCAGGAGAAAUCUCUUCCUGGUGUGGUCAUGGCGUUGGUGUGUAAUGUCUUUGAGAUGCUUUAUCAGCUCGCCAAUUUGGAGGAACCCAGAAUAACUUUGCGUGUCAGGAAGUUGUUGCUGCUUAUCCCGACCGACCCAGAGGUGCAGGACGCCCUUGAUAACUUUGUGCCAAAAGAGUCCAGCGUCUGGAGUCACCAGGUACCUGAAAGACACUCUUUGACUUGGAUAAUUGUAAUUGUAAUUACAAUUACAAGCUUAAUUCUAAGCUUAAAAAGCAGUUUCCACAUACAUAAUAUGAAAUGAACAUUCACCACUAUCUUCUUACAGGUGCUGAGCUCCAAGCUGAUGCCCACAUCUGAUGAUGAAAUGGCAAAGACCAGUGUCAAAUCUUUCUGUGAGAACUUCCUCAAAGCGGGAGGUCUCAGUCUGGUGGUUAACGUCAUGCAGAGAGACUCCAUCCCCUCUGAGGUGGACUACGAGACCAGACAGGGAGUCUAUUCCAUCUGCCUGCAGCUGGCCAGGUUCCUGCUGGUAGGGCAGGCUAUGCCUAGUAUGCUCGAUGAGGAGUUGAGCAAGGAAGGUCUGGACACUCUGUCCUCUCGGCCGUUCCGUAACGCCGGGCGUCAGAGCGGCCGACAGCUCUCCGUCUGCGGGACUCCAGAGAAGUCCUCCUACAGGCAGGUGUCCAUGUCUGACAGAUCCUCCAUCAGAGUGGAAGAAAUCAUCCCGGCCGCCCGUGUCGCCAUACAGACAAUGGAGGUGGGAGACUUCACAUCCACAGUGGCGUGCUUCAUGAGGCUCACCUGGGCAGCAGCUGCAGGCCGAUUGGACCUAGUUGGAAGCAGCCAGCCAAUCAGAGAGACGACUAACUCGCUUCUCCCGCUGGGUGUUCGCAGCAGGGUCAGCAGCACAGGAAGUAACUGCAGCUCAGGCAGUGAGGGAGAGGUCACCACGUUGCAGGCUGGGAUAUGCGUCAAACAGCUGUUUGUGUCCAUCAAAGACACUAUUAUUGCAAGAGAAGCACUCUCUUUACUCGUCACAUGCCUUCAGCUACGCUGCCAACAGCUAUCUUCAUUUUACAAUCUGCCUUCUGUGAAUGAUUUCAUCAUUGAUAUUCUGCUGGGGUCGCCCAGUGGAGAGAUCCGACGUGUAGCGUGUGAUCAGCUGUACACUCUCAGUCAGUCAGACACCUCUGCAUACCCUGACCUCCAGAAGCCCAACCUCUUCCUGCUGAAGGUGGUUCUGACAGCCCAACUUCCUCUCUGGUCUCCCACCAGCAUCAUGAGGGGCAUUAACCAAAGGUUGCUUUCACAAUGCACAGAGUAUUUUGAUCUGAGGUGCCAACUACUGGAUGACCUGACCAGUGAGUGCAGUACGGUCAGCAGUCGUCUGGCGGCGUACGAGGUGCUGGUCAUGUUGGCCGACAGCUCUCUUACUAACCUGCAGCUCAUCACUAAAGAACUGUUGUCCAUGCACCACCAAUCUGACCCAUCUCUCACCAAAGAGUUCGACUAUCUUCCUCCUGUAGAUAGUCGUUCUGUGUCUGGGUUUGUGGGACUGAAGAACGGAGGUGCAACCUGCUACAUGAAUGCAGUGUUCCAGCAGCUCUACAUGCAGCCUGGUUUGCCUGAGGUAAAUGUUGCUCUCUUAUUAUCACUAGUUAUAUUACUGACUACGUACUUCAUUGUUCUCAUCACUUGGUUGAUCUUGAUGCAGAUAUUUAAGAUGUGGAAUAAAGAAUUAUAUGUACGAGAACAGCAGGACGCCUAUGAGUUCUUCACCAGUCUGGUGGAUCAGCUUGAUGAACAUCUAAAGAAAAUCGGUCGAGAGCAGAUCUUCAGAAACACAUUCCAGGGCAUUUUCUCUGAUCAGAAGAUAUGUAAAGACUGCCCACACAGGUACGAGCGCGAGGAGACGUUCAUGGCUCUGAACUUAGGGGUGACAUCCUGUCAGAGUCUGGAGAUCUCUCUCGAUCAGUUCGUCAGAGGAGAGGUCCUGGAUGGCAGCAAUGCUUAUUACUGCGAGAAAUGUAAAGAGAAGCGUAUCACAGUGAAGCGGACCUGUAUAAAGUCUCUGCCCAGCGUGCUGGUCAUCCACCUCAUGCGAUUCGGCUUUGACUGGGAAAGCGGCCGGUCCAUCAAAUACGAUGAGCAGAUCCGAUUCCCCUGGGUGCUGAACAUGGAGCCGUACACAGUGUCAGGAAUGGCCCGUCAAGAUUCAAGUGCAGAUCAUGGAGAGAACGGGAGAGGGGGCGAGGCCGGAUCCGGGGGAUCGCCUCGGAAGAAGGUCACCAUCUCUGAGAACUAUGAACUGGUGGGAGUGGUGGUCCACAGCGGACAGGCCCAUGCAGGACACUAUUACUCAUUCAUCAAAGACCGCCGGGGUAGUUCACGAGGACGCUGGUAUAAGUUUAACGACAAUGUUGUUGAAGAGUUUGACAUGAACGAUGAGACUCUGGAGUACGAGUGUUUUGGAGGAGAGUACAGACCCAGAGUUUAUGACCAGUCUAACCCCUACCCGGAUGUGCGGCGGCGCUACUGGAACGCCUACAUGCUGUUCUACCAGCGCAUCAGUGACCAGAACUCCCCCGUCCUGCCCAAAAAGAGUCGAGUCAGCAUCGUGAGGCAGGAGGCAGAGGAUCUCUCACUGUCAGCCCCAUCCUCUCCAGAGAUCUCACCCCAAUCCUCCCCACGGCCACCCCGAGCCAACAAUGACCGCCUCACCCUGCUCACACGCUUGGUCAAGAAAGGAGAGAAGAAGGGUCUGUUUGUGGAAAAGAUGCCUGCUAGGAUCUAUCAGAUGGUGAGAGAUGAAAAUCUGAAGUUCAUGAAGAACAGAGACGUUUACAAUAGUGAUUACUUCAACUUCACACUGUCUCUGGCCUCUGUCAACGCGACGAAGUUAAAGCAUCCAUCGUAUCAGGCCAUGGCCAAAACCAGCCUGCAGCUGGCUGUCCAGUUCCUCUUCCACACUUAUCUGCGCACUAAAAAGAAACUCAGGGUGGACACAGAGGAGUGGAUCGCUACCAUGGAGGUUUUGUUGUCCAAGAGUAGUGAGGCGUGUCAGUGGAUGGUCCAGUACCUGGUGGCACCUGAAGGAAGGGAGAUCAUCAAGAUCUGUCUGUUGGAAUGUAGUGUGCGGGAGGUCCGUGUCGUGGUGGCCACCAUCCUGGAGAAGACCCUGGAGAGUGCUUUGUACUUCCAGGACGCUGGGUUGGACUGUCUUUUGGACAUGCUGCUGUCUCUAUUGGAUAAGGAUGUCCCGGAUAACUGCAAGAACUGCUCUCAGUACUUCAGCCUCUUCAGUAACUUUGCUCAGAGGGGCUGUGGGCCAUGUCAGCUGCUGCUGAAACAUUCUGCUUAUCGUCGGAUGCUUGUCUUCCUCCUGGGACCCAACCGGCAAAACAACCAGCACCGGCGCUGGAGUUCAGCACAGGCUCGUGAGUUCCUGCAUCUUCACAACACUCUGGCCCUGAUCGUGCUGCACACAGACCUCACGUCUCAGAGGACAGAGUCUCAAGGAGUGUUCAAGCACGCUUCAUCAGGACUGGUGGCUCCAUCUUCACCCCUCCUGCCUCUACAUCCAGACAUCAACACGUUGCUCUUCAAAGCAGAAGGGCAGGUGUAUCUCAUGGAGGUGAUGUUUGCCAUGCGUGAGUUGUCCGGCCCAUUGUCAUUUCUCAUAGAGAUGAUCACAUAUUGCUCGUUCUGUAACGAACCUUUCUCACUGGGAGUCCUACACUUACUCAAGAACCAUCUGGAAACGGCUCCUCCUCACGAACUGAAGAACGUCUUUCAGAUGCUCCUAGAGAUCCUGAUGGUAGAGGACCCUCUGCAGUCUCAGAGGCUCAAAUAUGCAUUUGAAUCUGAAAAGGGCCUUCUGGCUUUGAUGCAUCAGAGCAACAAUGUGGACAGCAGUCGCUGCUAUCAGUGUGUGAAGUUGCUGGUCACACUGGCACAGAAAUGUUCUCCAGCUAAGGACUAUUUUAAAGAGCUCUCAGGACAUUGGAGUUGGGCAGUGCAGUGGCUUCAGAAGAAGAUGUCUGAGCACUACUGGACGCCUCAGAGUAACGUAUCGAAUGAGACGUCCACGGCUAAAACCUUCCAGCGCACCAUCUCAGCACAGGACACUCUAGCUUAUGCCACAGCUUUACUGAAUGAGAAGGAGCAGUCCGGCAGCAGUAAUGGUUCAGACGGCAGCCCGGCCAAUGAGAACUCAGACAGAAGCCUCAGACAGGGAUCCGAAUCCCCAAUGAUGUUGGGUGAUUCUCGAAGUGAUCUAGAAGAUGUGGAUCCGUAACGCUUCUCAUUGUUUUUGCACAUCAAAACAACACAAAAAAGUUACCCUCCGACGGAAAGAUGUGGCUCUAAACAGACAAUCAGAAAACUGCAUUUGUUCUUCUAGGGACUGGAAAUGGAGCGACCAGAAGCACCCAAAGGCCCCGUCGGAGCGCUCGCUCCUCAGGCCGCCUCGCCUGAGAAGUAAACGGAGGCGAAUAUCUCUUGUUUUUUUGUUUUUUUCUCUCUCUCUCUUCUGGUGGUUGAAGCCUGGCUGGAUGUAAUUAGAGUUCAGGUCAUGCAAGUGAUUUAGAUGUUUCUUCUGACUUGAGUUCUGUCAGACGAGUGAGACUUAAUAAAAACGGAGGCGUUCGUUUCCUUGACGUUUUUACGCCGAACUACUACUAUGGUGCCAGACGGGGCGUUUUAAAAGAAGUCAGCGUAUAUUUGCCAAUGUAAUUAAGUAGAUACUAUUCAUGAGAAAUGUAAAGAUGUGUUCCAUAAGUGUAAUUUCAAAUGUAAAAUAAUAUUUUUAAGAA
Sinocyclocheilus rhinocerous is the source of this 8691-nucleotide messenger RNA. RefSeq names its product ubiquitin carboxyl-terminal hydrolase 24-like. Gene Ontology annotation, molecular function: protein binding; cysteine-type deubiquitinase activity. The record is from RefSeq and is a predicted model, not a curated record. Lineage: Eukaryota; Metazoa; Chordata; Actinopteri; Cypriniformes; Cyprinidae. Gene Ontology annotation, biological process: protein deubiquitination. Gene Ontology annotation, cellular component: cytosol; nucleus.